AUGUGCCAUCCGAUAGUAAGAGAAUGGCAGGCAUGCCCACCGUCGACUCCGGUACCAGCGCCAACACCAGCGCCAACACCACCGCCUUCUCUUCCUGAAAUUUUACAGAUUAUUACCUUUAUUACUCACACAACAAAUAACGCGUCUUCCACCCUAACGUCAGCUGCUUUCCAGGGAUUAUCUACCGUCGUCUCGGGUGAAGCUGUCAUCAAUGGUACACUGACGAUGACUCAAUUUGUGUUCUUGGCCAUGAUGAAAAAUCUUCUAAACGGCACCAAGAGCGUAGCAGCCCCCACAUCUUUACCGACGAAUUUCGGCGCCAUCAAUUGCAACCAAGAAGGCUGGGGCCUUUGUCUGUCUUGCACGCCUGCCGGAGUUAACCCCAAGAUUCGUAAAGGGACCACCAUCACCAUCACUCGUCUCCCAGAGCCGCCGGAUAUAUCGCUUUCUCGAUGUCUUUUCUCCUUUCUGUGUGCCAACCCGCGGCCGGGGACGAGUGCUCAGACUGUAGAGGGCGUCGAAGACGAAAUCCAAGUGAAUCAGCUGACUGUGGAUGUCGAUGGGCGAAAUCCCGGAACCUUCAGCGACACCAACUACAAAGACACAGCCCGCCACCACCGCUUCUAG
Molecule: messenger RNA, 627 nt
Organism: Letharia lupina
Lineage: Eukaryota; Fungi; Ascomycota; Lecanoromycetes; Lecanorales; Parmeliaceae
Exons: 2
Coding region: 1-627 (208 amino acids)
Source: RefSeq, a predicted model, not a curated record